Molecule: messenger RNA, 1035 nt
Organism: Schistosoma rodhaini
Lineage: Eukaryota; Metazoa; Platyhelminthes; Trematoda; Strigeidida; Schistosomatidae
Source: the annotation of a GenBank genome assembly
AUGACAAUGAACAUUGCUUCAGCCCUUUGUUAUACCAAAGUCUGUAAUUGCCGAUGGCAAACGAAGUUUGUGAUGUGUAUACAAUGUAUUUGCUAUUCCUUGUCCUAUAUCCCAAAUAUGAAUUCGUACUUCUGCAUCAUCGGAGGGUACCUCCUACCACCUUACUUUCGGUUUUGGACACUUUUCACAUCUUCUUUUUACAACUUUUCCCUCACACUUCUCGUAUUGGAUAUUCUGACAGUGUUUCUCAUGGAUAAGUUGCUAUCCGGUCCAUACAAAUGGCUUGAGCUGCUUCAAUUUAGUGUAUUGGUAAACUUUUCUUCUUCUCUCUCUGUUGCUUUGUUUGUUUUCCCAAUAUCACUUAUCAUUUAUGACAAAAGUGUUCUAUUCUUAUAUCCUGUAUGUGGCCUUGUUGCGCUUUUGGGAGGCGUCACUGUAUUAGGCCGGCAGAUGAUGUCAGAUAAGCUAUUGAUCGAUUUUCCUCUGGGGAAAAUACGCUAUAAACACAUACCAUUCAUAUCUGCUAUAUCCUUCGCUGUCUUAUUCAGCAUUGGAUUUUGUGCUGGCAUAUCCUUUUCUCUCUUUGUGACUGGGAUUUUUAUUGCGUGGACUUACUUGCGUUUUUUUCAAAGGCACAGUAAUGGACUACUUGGCGAUGUAGAUGAUAGUUUCACGUUUGCCGGAUUUUUUCCAAACCAUUUAGGCCCACCUGUCUCUGUAGUAUCUAGUGCAGUAUUCAACGUCCUGGUUCGGCUGAAUAUUUGUAAACCACCACCCAUAAGACAAGUAUCAGGCCCACCUUCAGUGGUUUCAUUUACGAUAGAUAUACACAACAAUGCUCAGUUGGCUAACAGGUACAUUCCAGCUCUAAACCAUGUAAAUACUACAAGUAUUCAAUCUGCAGGAAAAUAUGUUCCGUCCAUCCAUACAAUUUCGAAUUUCUCGGCUGAACAAACCCAACCCAUACAAACAAAUGGUACACCGCUGCCACCUAUCCCACCCCCGAUUUCCGUUUCAAAUGAUAAUUUAUCAUGA